Molecule: messenger RNA, 3184 nt
Organism: Paramormyrops kingsleyae
Lineage: Eukaryota; Metazoa; Chordata; Actinopteri; Osteoglossiformes; Mormyridae
Gene: cdkn1d
Product: cyclin-dependent kinase inhibitor 1D
Biological process (GO): signal transduction by p53 class mediator; regulation of mitotic cell cycle
Cellular component (GO): nucleus
Molecular function (GO): cyclin-dependent protein serine/threonine kinase inhibitor activity
Source: RefSeq, a predicted model, not a curated record
GGUCACGUGAUUAACUUAACAGUAGGACGUCCCCUUCCUUCCAAGAUCCAUAACAAACAAGGCUAGUAUAAGACUUUCAGAUCGCCCAGGGACAGCAUCUUUAAGUGUUUCUUGCAUCCUCUUUUGGAGCCUGUCAAGGAUCUUGAUUUGCUUCGUGGCGUGGCUAAACAGUCUGCAGUGCUGCACGCACAGUAAUUUAAAUUGUGGUCGACUAUCUCCUGGGUUUACUCCGUGUCGAAAGGAACAUGGCACUGACCUCGUCCGACCCCGUGGCCGCGCCCGUCCACGUGGAGGACGCCAAGCCGCGCACGGCGCGCCGGAACCUCUUCGGGCCCGUGGACCACCAGCAGCUGCAGCAGGACUUCCAGCAGCUGCUGUGCAUGAGCGUGGAGGAGGCCACACGUCGGUGGAACUUCGACUUCCAGCGCGAGCGGCCCAUGCAGGGCGCCACCCAGUGGGAGGAGCUACGCUGCUGGGACGUUCCCAAGUUUUACCGCAGCUGCGUGGUGAAGGGUGGCUGCAUGGGGUCCCGGCCGGAGCUCUUCGGGGAGGAGCGGGGUCCCGGUAGCCCAGCCGCGGGAGGCUACCUGGAGAUAAAGGCUAGGGAGACGUACCGGAGCCGCAAGCCGGAGAAACGGUCAUCUGCCCCUGACGCGCUCAAACAGAAGCAGGCCGCCAUUACAGACUUCUUCACUGUGAAGAAGAGGCGACUCCUCCACCCGAAAGCCUCCACCCACCAGUAGAGACGCCUUGCAGAGACAGAGGGAAUCAUGGAGCCAUGAACACGGCAGUCUUUGUACAUAGGCCUGUGUAUAUACUUCCUGUAUAUGUAUCGAAUCUAACUGACAGUGUGAGUCCAUAUACUGUAAUAUAGGCUUCAAAAUGGCACAGAAACCCAUUUUCAACAACAAAAAAUUCCACAUGGAAACUUUCAGGGGGUCUUUUCUGCACAGUGAGACCUCAGAAUGUUUUAUUUUUUUGCAAUAUUUUCCCCACAUAUACUGUGAAAAAAGCACCUUGAUUUUUCAGAAAACAGUACAAUUUUAACAAUUAAAGGAUACAUGUCCUUUUUGCAUUCCAGAGUUUUAAACCUGGGCACAGCGCCGAAUUAAGAACUCCAUUACCCAGGCUGCAUCUGUGUCACCUGCUCAUUCUGACAGGUGCCUAACAUGUAGCGCUGUCUGACAUUUCACGCCAAGUUUAAAACUCCUGCACAAAAUUACCAGUCGACUGCAAGGUCAGAGUCUGACACUAGACUGCAUGACUGCAAAUUUACGGUGAAUUCUGGCCGCAGUUCAGACAAUCCAAGCAUCAGUGCCCUUGUAAUGCGGCCUGGGAGAUCCCACUCACAAAGUUGUGUAUAUAUAGUGUAUAUAAGAGGUAUUUUAGAUAUCCUCAUUGAUAGCUGAGCCAUUGCUCUUGACACGUACUGAAUAUGUAGCCACAGAGGCCACUCUGAACACUUUUCAGUCCCUCUAAUACGUGUCAGGGCGAAGUGGAGGGGACAGACACUGAGCUCCAAGCCACCAAACUAGAAAUGAAGAAGUUUAAGAUCACAAACUGUACAAUUAUCCCCUCCCCCUUUAAAAAAAUAAAUAAAUAAAAUUCCUUCCUGGUUAAGUUCAGGUAUCCAAAUCCUGUCAUUGUUUUUGUUUGAAUACUGACCAAGGAGUAUAAAGUGUUUUGUAGGUAUUGUACAACAGAAACUGAUAUGUAGCAUGUAGCAUGUCGCUUGUACGCAGCUUUCAUAGUAAGAUAAUUUGUAGCUUUAAAUAAAGUAUUCAUUUUAUGUAGCAGCAUCAUAUUGUAGGUUUUGAACGUUACAACAGGUGAAUGUAGUAUGGUUAUUGUCAGAAAUCGUUACUUUGUUUCCGUUCAGAAAGGUAUGAAAUAUGAACAUAACUAACAGGUUUUUUACUGGCAAUUACAGGGGAGUCUCAUAAAGUCACAUCAGAUACAGCUGUACACAAAUUUGACGACAUUUUGGGUGCAAGUUUUUUUUAAUCGAUAGCUAUCUAAAACAGGUGACCAAACAAGCUUUGGCCUUGUAGACUGACCUAACCAGAAUCACUUGAACAUAGUCUCUGGUCUCAGAUUGUUGGCUAGACACUAGCGCACGGACGGCAAAAGCUUUCGGUGAAGGCAACUUCAAAAUGUGAUUUUGCAAAAGCCUUAAAACGUCCAGUGCGAUACCAUUGAGAGUGCCGGUGUCCGUUUGUAUGAGAUUUUAACGAUAGAAAAGUGAAGGCCAGAGCAAGAAUGUCUAAUCGCAGCCAUAAUCUGGACGGCCUACCUCACCUCACUAUGGUAAUCAUGCUUUGACUUCCGUUGUGCCUCUGCUGGACGGCGUCCAGAGGGACAGGGCUGGGCACCUUGGCGCCAUUUCUGUGUGCUGUUCCGGCAGUCCAGCCGCUUAGGAGUGCAUCAGCGUCAGAGCCCGAGUGAGGAGAACUUAGAGGAAUGUUUCUCUUUUUUUCCCCACACGACAUGUGGCAUUCAGAAAAUCCUCCGUGUAGCAACAGCUUCCAAAUUAUUUUAUAAAAGAAAAAAACAAAAAAAAAAAAACAGUCAGUUCCAAAAUGCAGUAUUUCACUGCAAGUUUACAUAUUUCACCUCAAAGUAAAAAAAAAAAAAUGGAUGCGCUGAAGUUGCUUUUCAGUUCAUUUUUUUUUAUUCUAAUGUGUAUUUGUAUUUUGAGCCUGUCUCUCUGUGUUUAAAUCAGCUAUAUUUUAACUUAUUUGGAUUUUGUGUACUUCCAUGUGUAGGGAAGUAUUUGUAAACGAUUUUGGAAAUUACUGAAUGAUGUAUUACUGUACCAUCUUUGCACUACUUGUAUGCGAUGUUAACGAGUCCCUGCCUCAUGGCUUUGGGAGUUUCUGAUGGUUGAAAUUUGGAUCUUGGUCCCUCCUAAUUAGUAAGCAGAGACAUUACAGGGGCAAGAGUAGGAAGACUUGCUCGUACCACUACCUUUGUGGGGGGGAUGGUUGGGUAAAGCCGGGAGGGGCUACUGUUCAAACAAAAACAAUUUGUUGUGCAUGUUCUUUCCUUCCAGAAAAUUCCUGGUGGUAGCAGCAAUUCUACUAGCUCUCUUUAUUUUGUACUUGUGUAUUUUCAUUUUAUCAAAGCCUGUAUUAUAGACCUCUACAAUAUAUUUUCUGCUAACAAAAUAAAUGAAUAACACUUC